This is a messenger RNA of Komagataella phaffii GS115, 1815 nucleotides long. Its product is annotated as Ser/Thr kinase involved in transcription and stress response. The record is from RefSeq and is a predicted model, not a curated record. Gene Ontology annotation, cellular component: spindle pole body. The transcript has a single exon. The coding region runs from base 1 to 1815 and encodes 604 amino acids. Lineage: Eukaryota; Fungi; Ascomycota; Pichiomycetes; Pichiales; Pichiaceae. Gene Ontology annotation, biological process: intracellular signal transduction; peptidyl-serine phosphorylation. Gene Ontology annotation, molecular function: ATP binding; protein serine/threonine kinase activity.
AUGACGCUAAAGAUGACCAACUUCUUUGGCCGUAGCUCUAAGCUUCAAACCAUGGAUGGAGGUGAAAUGGAAGACAUCACCUCCGAAAUGAAAGGUAUCACAUUUGAUAAUUAUAACGAUAGCAAAUUUUCUUUUGAGCCCACUGCUCCAACAAAGCUAGAGAAUCCUUUGCUAGAAAAUUACCUCCCGAAUGCUCAACUGAUAAGACCAAUGACCAGUUUAACCGGCAAGGAAAACACUCCCCCAACUUCUCCAGCUAAGAGCGUACUGUCCCAUCAGAAUGGAAAUUAUGGACAGAGUCCCAGAAAAUCCCGACCUAGUUCUCCCACAAGAAAGCAACGAGAGAUUCAAUUGAAGGCUAACAGCCCCAAGACUCGUCGUUUGGCUACAGUUUGCCAAAUGUACUUUCUGGACUACUAUUAUGACAUGUUUGACUAUGUCAUUUCUCGUCGUGAAAGGCUGGAAAAAGUUCAGGACACCUUGAUGAAACUUCCUGAAGAACAAAGGGAGAUUCAAUGGAGAAACUACACAGGAAGAGAAAGAGCUCUUUUGAGAAAGAGGAGAAAUAAACCAAGAAAUAAGGACUUUAAUAUUAUAACUCAGGUUGGCCAAGGUGGAUAUGGUGCAGUAUACUUGGCUAAAAAGAAAGACACCAAAGAGGUUGUUGCUCUCAAAGUUCUGAGUAAACGUCUGCUCUUAUCUGGAUCUGAAGCAAGACAUGUACUAACCGAGAGAGACAUUCUUACAAAUACCAGAUCUGAGUGGUUGGUCAAGUUAUUUUACGCUUUCCAAGACGCAGAUAAUGUCUACAUGGCUAUGCAAUUUGUUCCUGGUGGAGAUUUCCGUACUCUGUUAUUGGGAGCCCGUGUCUUGAAUUCUCCUCAAGCAAGAUAUUAUAUUAGUGAAAUGUUUGCAGCUGUCAACUCUUUACAUGAGUUGGGUUACACGCAUCGUGAUCUGAAGCCUGAGAACUUCCUGAUCGAUGCGACAGGUCACAUCAAACUUACUGAUUUUGGUCUGGCUGCUGGUUCUGUCUCUACAGAUAGGAUCGAAAGCAUGAAACUAAAACUGAAUGAGGUCAAGGAUUUGCAAUUCCAUCCCACAGAGAGGUCGAUUAAAGAGAGAAGGCAGCUAUACCAAUCUUUGAGGGAAAAGGAUGUUCACUAUGCACACUCAGUUGUUGGUUCGCCAGACUACAUGGCUUUAGAAGUUUUAGAAGGCAAGGCUUACGAUUACACCAUUGACUAUUGGUCAUUAGGAUGUAUGUUGUUCGAAAUUCUGGUAGGAUAUCCUCCAUUUUCCGGUGCUAGUUCUGAUGAGACAUAUCACAACCUGCGAAAGUGGAAAGAAACACUGAGACGACCCAGGUUGGAAGAUGGACGAUAUUUUUUUAGUGACCGUACAUGGAAUCUUAUCUCUAGGUGUAUUGCUUCUCCCAAAGAUCGUGUUAGAGACAUGCAGCAUGUUAUGGCUUUGCCUUAUUUUGCAGAGGUUGACUGGUCAAAUCUUAGAUCCCGUAAACCUCCAUUCGUACCAGAUCUGGAUAACGAAGAGGAUGCUGGAUAUUUUGACGAUUUCAACAAUGAACAACACUUAGCCAAGUACAAAGAUGUGAUGUUAAAACGAGAGGAGGAUGAACGAAAAGCUCAAGGUUCGUGUAGAGGUGACUAUAAGAAUUUUAUCGGUUUUACCUUCAAGCACAAGAAUGACCCUAAUAGCAACCCUUCCAACAUCUUGAGUCCUAUUUUGGACAACCAGAAUGUUAGGGCAGAUCCAAACGUGAGAUAUCAAACUCAUUUUGGUACUCUCUAUUAG